AUAUCCAAAGAUGCAUAUAACUGAUACACUCACACUUUAUUAUAAAAAAUCAGCAACUAUAUAUAGGUUUAUGAACAAUGCAUUAGAUAUGGACAUGUCCGAGUUAAAGGAAAUUCCCUAGACAGAAUAGGGAGAAACUCCAUCAUUGAAAAGAAAGGAAAGAAACAGAAUAGAGAAAGUUACAUAUGGGGAAAAUCCCAGAACAUAGAGAAUAACGCACAAAAGUAUAUAUAUGUAUUUUAUAAGAAGAAUAGGAAAAGUGAUGAUAUGAUCUAACCGAAGGUGAAGAUCAUAACAGGACGGUUAAAAUAAGUGGAGCCUGAGAUAGAAUUUAAAGUAUCUGUGAUAAAAAUUUGAUCUCGAUCGGUGUGCAUUUUUUCGAAAAGUCAUAAUGUGACAGGAUUGGAGAGACUAUUCGAAAAACGCAUACUGGCAAAAACACGUUUUGUAGAUAUAUCACUUUUUCCAGGACAGUGCUGCGACACUUACAGCCCUAAAAAGUCAUAAAAUUUUGAAAGAAUUCAUUGCGAAGACGACACUUUCUUCUAUUAGACUAUGUCUAAGAAACAGUUUUGAGUUGGAACUGAAAAUGAAAGCAAAAUUUAUGAAACUAAAAUAUUGAAGUUUUUUAUGCUGUGAAGAAAAAACUUUAUAAACUUACAAGUUUUUGAAGAAAGGUUUGAAAGGGUCUGAGUAGUCUCAUUUUUUAGCUAAAACCAAAAGACUUUUCAAACUAGAGAGCGGCACACCGUUAAUUUCAAGGUAAUGCACACGGUUGUAUGUUUAUAUUUUAUGUUAUUUAGAUCUGAUUUAGUACAACAACAUCUGCAUGGCACUGAAAUAUCUCCUGUUCUACCUCUUCACCUACCUCCUCAAUAUACAGCAAUUGUCAAAUGGAUUCUUAACGAUGUACAGGAUGAUGAUAUUAGAGAAGAGUUGAAAAUGAAUUAUAAAAGCAUUUAUUAUCUCGAAUCAAUGCAUGGCACAAAAUCUGAAUAUACUCGUCAUGUGAAAAUUGAAGUGUUAAAUCGUCGUGAGUAUGAAUCUUUGUUAAACAGUGGUAAAGUGAAUCUGAUGGGUGAUACCUUUGAUAUUUGUCGUAGGUGCGGUGGCGAUCGUACUAACAUUCAAGCACAUAAAAGUUGUAUUGUCAAAUGUCAUCACUGCGGUGGUGAACAUGAAGCAACAAGUUACAAAUGUCCUUUGAUAUCUGAUUUUCGCCGUGAAUUAAUUAGACAGCUGAAAAAUCAUCCGGAAAGACUCCCGCCUCAAGUUCAGUUGUUUAUUCCCUCGGAUUACAGAAAUAAAAAAGACGGAGCACGAACAAUUUUUAGUAGUAGACGAUAUGACGGUGGACCUUAUCAAAAUUCUGUGAAUCAAAAUUACUAUGAUAGAAAUGAUUCUCAAGCUUGGCCGAGUUUAGUUCCAGUAAUAACCACAAAUACCACUUCAGUCUCCACUCAGUCUGAAUUAAAUGAAAAAAUCAAGACCCUGGCUAAAAGGUUAGAAGAUGUGAAAAAAAGUCACGAAGCUGAAAAAGAAAUAAUUGAUUUGAAGUACAAAAAUCAUAUUGCUGCAAUGAAUCAAGCAUGGCUUUUAAUGGAACAGGGACAUGAAAUUCAGUGA
Messenger RNA from Didymodactylos carnosus, 1626 nucleotides. Lineage: Eukaryota; Metazoa; Rotifera; Eurotatoria; Philodinida; Philodinidae. The record is from the annotation of a GenBank genome assembly.